AUGGCCACCGAUGUUCCCGAAGAUCUUAGCAAGCGACCGUCGAUCCCUGACGAUCGGCUAGUGUUGUAUGUCAAGAAAGCCAGCCCAACAUCUACUGCAAACUCUGUAAAGCCGCUUAUGCUGAUCGAGGCGCUGAAAAUCCCCCACGAAAUCCACAUAAUUAAGUCGACUUCCAACGAAACAUGGUUCCACGACGUCAACCCGUACAAGAUGGUGCCGGCCAUCGAAGACGUCGAGGUAUACGAGACAGUGUCAGGGAAGACCCAACGAAUGAACGUAUUCGAAAGCUCGGCGGCCCUGUACUAUCUCGCCGACAAGUACGAUACGGAGGGUAUUUAUAAGGGCAGGGAUCUCUGCGAGCGCACCAUCAUCAUGAACUGGCUCAUGUCGUACACGGCAGGGCUCGGCGCCACUGGAAAGUGGUGGCUGUUGCUCAAGAUUCCCCGGCCAAUUGCCAUCGCUGACGCCCUUCAAGUUUUUGUCAACUCCAUCAAAUCCGAGUACAACUUCCUGGAAAAGCGCCUCAGCGAGCCGGGACAAACGUACGUGGCCAUUGCUGAUCGCCCAACCAUUGCCGACUUUGCCAUUUAUCCUUUGGCCAACGAGGGAGUCGCCGCGACGGCGGAUAUAGACUUCAACGAGUGGCCUAACUUGAAGAAAUGGAGUGAGAGAGUAAGCAGCCUCCCGCCUGUCGCAAAGGCCCUCUAUCGUGUGGCGAGAUUUGGGCUGUCGGAGGAGGAGUUGAAAGAAAAGAACCUUGCGGAAGCUUGA
Messenger RNA from Scedosporium apiospermum, 771 nucleotides. RefSeq lists its product as uncharacterized. The record is from RefSeq and is a predicted model, not a curated record. Bases 1 to 771 code for a protein of 256 amino acids. Lineage: Eukaryota; Fungi; Ascomycota; Sordariomycetes; Microascales; Microascaceae. The transcript has 2 exons.